This is a messenger RNA of Arachis ipaensis, 1019 nucleotides long. Its product is annotated as vacuolar protein sorting-associated protein 51 homolog. NCBI's taxonomy places the organism in Eukaryota, Viridiplantae, Streptophyta, Magnoliopsida, Fabales, Fabaceae. Gene Ontology annotation, cellular component: GARP complex; EARP complex; membrane. Gene Ontology annotation, biological process: endocytic recycling; Golgi vesicle transport; Golgi organization. The record is from RefSeq and is a predicted model, not a curated record.
CUCUGUGGCUGCUACUUCUGCUUCUUCCGCCGCUGCCGAGCCGUUGCGUCGCACAGUCUCUCUCUGUCAUUCCUUGCGUCGCACGAGAUCCCUCCGCCGCCGCUGUCAUCACAUCUACUCCCAUGGUCGUAGAGCUCUCUCUGCCGCCGCUUUCAUCGCAUAUGCUCCCUCUGGCGCCUCUUCUAUCUAAUCUCAACUCGCUCUCUCAGUUCUUCUUGUAACCAUCUCAAUUUUCAGAGUCUGCCAUGUCCACCGGCACCGACUCCGCCAAGCACGCCUCACCCGACGAUAUCAACUCCAACUCCUUCGCUCCCGAUCACUACAUGAACCUCAUGGUUCACAAGUCCAAUUUGGAAGGGCUGCUUCUGCGCCACGUUGAGCUGGCUGCUGAAAUCAAGAAUCUUGACACUGACUUGUAAAUGCUGGUUUACAAGAACUAUAACAAGUUCAUCAGUGCUACUGAUACUAUAAAGAGGAUGAAAAGUAACAUUUCCGGGAUGGAGACAAACAUGGAGCAGCUUCUUGAGAAGAUAAUGUCUGUGCAGUCAAGGAGUGACAGCGUUAACACUUCUCUUUUUGACAAAAGGGAGCACAUAGAGAAGCUGCAUCCUACUUGCAAUCUUCUCCGUAAAGUUCAGUUCAUAUAUGAUUUUCCUGAUAGACUUAACAAGUGCAUCAAAUCGGAAGCUUAUGCAGAUGCAUUUAGGUUUUACACUGGAGCAAUUCCAAUUUUAAUGGCAUAUGGAGAUUCAUCUUUCCGGGAUUGCAAGCUAGCCUCUGAGGAAGCAAUGGCUACAAUAGUAAAAAACUUGCAGGGGAAGCUAUUUUCAAAUUCUGAAUCAAUACAAAAGAGAGCUGAAGCUACAUUGCUCCUUAAGCAGUUGGAAUAUCCGGCUAAAGAAUGUAGCUUCAAGAAUUGGCUUCUUUGUACAGAGAAAUUUUUCGAAAAGAAUGAUUUAUCUAAAUCAACAUGUGUGUUUACAAUUCCAAUAGAGAUUCACUAAUUAACAAACAAGAAC